This is a messenger RNA of Oikopleura dioica, 5136 nucleotides long. Lineage: Eukaryota; Metazoa; Chordata; Appendicularia; Copelata; Oikopleuridae. The record is from the annotation of a GenBank genome assembly.
AUGGGAAGAUGUCUUUUCACAAAGAUUCUUCUCCUAUCAGCUGCUGUCGUUUCUCAGGAGUCGCUGGAUUUGAGCUCAAGUGAUAGUAGCGAAACUCAGCCGCCGUAUUGGAAGACGGAUAUUUGCAAGAAUAUCUAUCCUUCACAAUGUGCGGAAACUGAAGAAACAAUGGCCCGCCGAUGCGGUGGUGUCCGUCAAUUCGUCCCCCGCGUCGACCCGGAGAACAUUUGCUGCCCAAAAUACGGCUGCAUCUGCAACGGGAUAGAAGACGCCAACGGUGUCUUCCAGGGGUCAACGGAGAAAGUGAUCGACAAAAUGCGCUAUCACUUUGGUAACUGCACGGUGAUCCGGGGCUCGGUCGUCAUUGAAAAGAAUUUGGAGGAUGAAUGUAUUUUUGAAACUCAUGAUCAUUGCGACGAAGUUCCAUCAGGGCAAGAUCCCUACGAGAUGAACGAAAUUCUCAAGCAAAUUGAAGAGAUCUGGGGUUUCUUGAGCGUCGAAGCAGAUCAUGUCACCGAAUUGCGAUUUGAAAAUCUACGCAUCAUCAAAGGCUUGCACACCAAGAAAAAGGAUACAUAUAAAAAACUGUUCCAAAACACGCCGCCAUUUCAAAUCGCUACAUCCCUGUACUUACAAAUGCCGAGUUUGAAGAUACUAACCUUUCCGAAGCUUAAGGAGAUUACCCGUGGAAAUGUGAUGAUAAACGGCGGCGAUAAAAAGCUUUGUCUGCCGCUGACAGUGGAUUAUUAUGGGGAAUUGUUCGCCCAUCCGUGCAGCAAAGAAGUGGAACUUCAACUCAACAAGACCGAAUCGGAGUGCCAAGACAUCUACUUCUACGAUAUCUGCAAUGAAUAUUUUGACAACAGAUAUUUUCCUCCUUACAAGAAAAAUCGAAAAAAGCUCUUUGAGAUGGAAGCAAAAAACUUUGAAGAGAUAAGAUACGCAAAGAAGUGCAACUACUGCCAGGAUGAAUAUCAGAAUCGUAUCCAGACCCUUGGUGGCUCUUCAGGCGAUGCAGCGAAAUUGAAGAAACGGUGCUGGCACAGCGAUACUUGCCAGAUUCUGUCGAAGACAGUCUGUACUGGCCCGAUUUCGCGCUUUUGCGGGGGGCCGAAUAGCAUCUUUAUGAAGACCACGCGAAGAUGUAAUUUAGGUCUUCUCUCUCAAUCCGGAAAAGAAUUCGAUUGGGCGCCCAAAAACGAAUUCGACGAGUGCUGUCCGAAUUCAUGCUCUGGUGGCUGCGACUCGUUUCAAAGUAGAGUUCCAUCGAUCGAGAGACCGGGCCGCCUAAUCGACCAAAUUUGGACGACUUGCUCCUCCUGCAAAAAUGACAACGACAAGAAGAUCUAUAAAAACACGUUUUUCCUCGAGCGAUGCUUGCCAACUUGCAUGCACAGCUUCCGAGUGCCGCUUAUGUUCGUAGAAUCAAACGGAGAAUCGUCCACAAAGAAAUUCGAGGGCGAGUAUUGUCGCGAAUCGUCGCAAUGCAAGAAUCGUUUGGUCCACGAUAUCGAAGACUCCAACUGCGUGCGAUACUGUGGCAAGCGUUUUGGAAAAUACAAUUCCAUUGAGUACGAAGCGCUUGUUGCUCAAAAUAUGACGAAUCCGAGGUGCAGGCGAUGCGAUGUCGCUCAACCCCUUACGCUCAAGAAUUCGACCAUCGACUACGGCUACAACUGCACGUCUGGGCAUUUCCCGGAGGCGCCAGUGGUCUGCUGGGGCAUGGAUCAUCCUAAAUGGAAGAACAUGAUGACGGGACUAGACUUGGAAGUCGACAAUAUGGUCCCAUUUUUUGAAAAGCAUCAUGAAGACUUUUCAAAGUGCAAUAUUAUCGAUGGCGAUCUACGAAUUCACCAAGGCCACAAAGCCAACGAAUCUAUGGAGUGGAAGCUCUGCAAUGCUUUUCGAAAUGUCAAGUUCAUCACUGGCCAUCUUUUCAUCGCCAAUUGGCCGAUGGAGACUCUCGGUUGUUUAGAGAACUUGAAAGUUAUUAGCGGAAAGUCGGAUACUCGCGAGUCCCAGACAUUUGACGAGACCGACCAAAUGGGCUUCAUUCUUAAAAAGCGAGAGGAUGGUACUGAAAACAUGAAGAACUCGCUCAAGUACAUUGGCAAGAAUUUCUCAGUCAUGGCCGGAAUUUCUAUCCAAUUCGCUCCGGCAAACAAAAACGUCGUUAUUUGCAAUACGCAAGAAGAAAAUCUGGAGAACUUUGUGAUCGGCCAAGGAGACGAAAAACCAGUGGUCAAGCUUCAUGUUUCUUACGACAAGCAGCAUGAAGAUAUUUACAAUAUCAAGGAUCACGAUGAUGAGAUAAAGGCGAAGAUUGACGAGAUUUUGGAAGACCAAUGCGGCAACAAAAACGCAUGCCAUUCUGAAUGCCUAAACGGAUGUUUUGGACCGUCCGAAAGUGAUUGUAGAAGCUGCAAGAAUUUUCUCGACAAAACUAUCGAAAUUCCUUAUGAGGAUGGCUUGGGUCCGGAAACUCAAAACAGCGGCGAAAUACAGGGCGCGAAUACUACUGAUGCUUUCUACAACCUUGAUGAAUACUUUCAAGCUAGCAUGAUUCACGAGGCAGAAGUUGAAAACACUCCGGAAUCCAACAGGAGCAAAACUUUUAAAGGACCAAGAGUUGAAAACUAUCGAAAUUUACUCAGACCGAGAUGCGUGGAAAAAUGCCCUCGAGAAUUGCGUUUUGCGAACGAAGCGACGAAAGAAUGCCUCCCUUGUGAUAAAGAGUGCCAUCCUGAACAUGGCUGCAAAGGAUUGAUGGAUACGGACUGCGAUCAAUGCAGGAACUUUCGCGUCAACUAUGAAAAGGCGAGCACAAACAGCGAAAAUGAAGCCGUCUGCGAUUGUAGUUUUGAAGUUAGCGAGAAGAACAACCAAGAAAUCACAUUCAAAGGCAAAGGAAACAAAUGCAAAGAAAAACUAAAGGAUCUCGACUUGAACAACGAAGAAGAAAGAGGAAAUAAAACCGUGAUUGAAUUCUUAAACAAGAAAGGUUGUGGAGACUCGAAUGGAGGAAUCGUCAUUAAGAACGACAAUGGAAAGAUUAAAUUCGUUACGUGCUGGGAAGAUGAUUUGCCAGUUGGUGCCCAAAUCAGUAUCUAUGUCUCUGUUGCUUUGGUUUUUAUGUCGAUCGCAUCUGUCUUUAUCUACCGAAACUACAGCAGCCGACUUCUCAAGCGGGGCAAAACGAAAGAUGCGAUGCGUCUGUUCCACUCGCAGCCAAACGAUCUCCUACCGGAGUCGGGCGGCGGUCCCGAUCAACGAAGAUUCCAUCCCGUCACCCGAUUCAGCCAUAAUGAUCUCAUCUUUGGCGAACAGCUGGGAGAGGGGCACUUCGGUUUGGUGUUCGAAGCAACCCUGCGAAUCAGAGUUAUGCGCGACGUAAAACCAAGAAAUUCAUCGUCAACUUCUAACCCACGGACUGGAUCUUCAAGCGAUGUUCCACUGGUUCCCAGACGCGAGGAAAUCAUUGUCGAUAUUCCAGUCGCGGCGAAACAGAUCAAGCCGAAGGUUCGCCCGAUUCGCGAUAUUCUCUGGCUAUGCAGUGAGAAAGAUUUAUUCACGGAGGAAAAUCAAAAAGAACGCAUUCUCAAGAAGCUGAAAGAAUACGGAAGUGAUCGACUUUCGAUCUCUGGUUUGGAUCAGAAAAGCGUCGUUGAUCCAGACUUCCUCUACGAGCUACAGACGUUGGAAGCUCGAGUGAACGAAAAGGAACUUUUUGACGAAACUGCUAAUUUUCACUUUCUCCGCCACGAGCACUUGGUAAAGGUUCAUGGCAUUUCUGAGCAUCAUGCCGAUCCCAGCCGCCGCUUGCAGAUUACUUCGCCGUCGAUGGUGCUAGAAUUUGCGCUGAAAGGCGCUCUGGACAAAUAUGUGCAUAAGAUGAUGUUCAAGCAAAAAAAUAAACUAGACGAACGCUACACGAUCCAAUGGUUUUACCAAAUCUCUGACGCGAUGCAAUAUCUUCACGAAAACAACGUUUUCCACCGCGAUCUGGCAGCGCGGAAUAUUCUUCUCACUGACGAUCUGAAAGCUCUAGUCGGCGACUUUGGUCUCGCCGCACUCGCGCCAAAGUCGGCAAAAAGCGGCGAAGAAUUUACAAUGGACAAGAAGCAGAUUCCAUGCCUCUGGUAUCCGUUUGAAAGCCUUCGAAAUGACACGAUGGAGAAAGUUUUUUCCUCGAAAGGCGAUGUGUACUCGUUUGGCAUGCUCAUGUGGGAGGUCCUUUCUGGCUGCCCGCCGGGACGACCGAUGUUCUUCGGCAAUAGAAUUCUCAACAAGGACGGAUCCUACAACGAACAAGCCCAUAUCAACCUCCUUCGCGAUGAGGAAAUGCCAUCAACUCCGAUUUGUCGACCUAGUCCAAAAGAAGAGUACUACACUUGCACGAAUGAUUUCUAUAACGAUUUUAUGAAGCCCUGCUGGUCUAAGGAACCGAGCAAUCGUCCCGAUUUCGCGAUUUUAAAGAAGAAAUUCGACGGAAUCCGCGGCAAAGCGAAAGACUACAUCCUGCUGGACAAGCAAGAGGGCAAGAAACUGUCAAGAAGCAGCGCAAGUACCCUCCGCACUCUGGAAAAACAGCAUUCGCAGCUUUCUACUUCCCCUCUCGCCGCCGAAUCUCCAAGUCUCGACUCUCCAAUCCGUCUCACAGAGACGCAAAUCCACGCGACCAGAAACUUCGAUCCUUUGAACGCGAAUUACUCCUUUGUCUCAAGGAAUCAGCCAGUUUAUGAGAAUCAGGAAUCGCCAAUGCGCCCAGUUCAGCCGCCCUCAAUGCCUUCGAAUUUCCGCGGCCAAACUUCCGCAUUCCAAUUUCCCAUGAACAGACAGCCACGAAACUCGGACAAUGGCCAGUCUACCACUUCCGCUACGAAUUUACAUUACACAGGGGGCUCAUUUGAUAGCCCAACUAGAACUGUACAGAAUCGCCUCUAUUCCAACGCUACGCAGCUGACAAACCUCACCAAUAGCAUCCCCGAAACUUCCUCCCAGUAUCAAAACGUCAACGACGACGUAUUUUCCAACCCAAACAACGAAAGCCGUGCUCUGCUCGAAGAAGAUGAGCAAUACGAUGCAUAUCAAAAUGCUGCGCCAAGUAGUGACGUUUAUUUGGUCCCUCGUUCCUGA